UGCAUUCUGGGAAGAGCUAGUAUAUCCAAGAUGGCGGCGAGCAGGAGACUGUGUAAGGAACUUGAAGAAAUCCGCAAGUCUGGAAUGAAAAAUUUUUGUAACAUCCAGGUUGAUGAGUCAAACAUUUUAACUUGGCAAGGUCUUAUUGUUCCUGACAAUCCCCCAUACGACAAAGGAGCAUUCAGAAUUGAAAUCAUCUUCCCAGCUGAAUAUCCUUUUAAGCCCCCCAAAAUCACAUUCAAAACAAAGAUUUACCACCCCAAUAUUGAUGAGAAAGGCCAAGUGUGUCUGCCAGUGAUCAGUGCUGAGAACUGGAAGCCAGCUACCAAAACUGACCAAGUGAUCCAGUCCCUCAUCGCCCUGGUCAAUGAUCCUCAGCCUGAACACCCCCUGAGGGCUGACCUAGCAGAAGAAUACUCAAAGGACCGUAAAAAAUUCUUUAAGAAUGCAGAAGAAUUUACAAAGAAACAUGGUGAAAAGCGGCCAGUGGACUAAUACUUGACCAGUGUGUACCCUGAUGCUUCUUCCCAUCCUAUCCUAGCCCCUCCCCCCCUCCACCCUCACCCUGUCUCUACCUCCUCCUCUGUUGCUCACAGACACACACUUAGAGACACACACUUGUCAUUCUCACAGACUCGGAGCAGCGCAGUUCUGUUGUACAUCGAACUUGAAGCAGGACUCUUUGUGGAUCAGACAAGUCUCACAUCUCAGUGAUAGCUUGAGGCCGUUUCUAACUUUCUACUGUUUUCUUAAAUUAAAAAAGGCAGAUUUGUUAGCGCAUCCUGUUAAUAUGGGGAAUGAAAAGUAGUCGGAAAUGUUUUUAGUUCCGCUUUCCUUGUUUCAGAAUCACUGCUUCAUUCUAAUUGACCUUCGUUAUAAACAUUUUCUUGGUUGUCAAAGCAAGGUCCUCAGUCCUUCAGUAAGAAGCAUUGCUGACCUUUUCUAACUUCACUUCCAUCACUGGUUCUCCAUUUCUGAGAAGGGUGUCUUAGGAAAAAAGCAAUGUAACAGAUAAUAAAUGCAAGCAAGGACAGGGAAUUCAAGGCAGUAUUUUUUAUGGCUUUUCUCAGUAUGCUGUGUUCAGUGGAAUACAUCUUUUCCUUACCAAUCUGUGAAACCGAUUUUUAAAAAUGCAGCCAAGUAAACAUUGCUACCAAACUUUCAGAAAAAGAAAUAGGUUUGAGUGUGACUGAAUAUAACUUUAUAUAUAAACCUUUCAGCAUAUUUCCUUUUUUUGCUUUGUUCUUUGCCUUUAAUUGGCCCACCAUAGUUCAUAAUGGUCUUUGGAGAUCAUGGGCAACCUUACCAAAUUACGUUCUUCACACGUCAUCACUUACGUUCUUUAAUUUUUUUUUAACAUGUUAGUAGAUGAAUGGGAAAAACUUUAAUAUCUCAAAAAUAAUCUAGGAGAAACUCAUGACACUAGUCAAACUGCCAGUAUAUUUCUUUUUAACUAUACAUAAAGCAAGUCUGAUAACUGCUCUUAGCAAUAGAGAUGCAUGCUUGACCAGUAACCCUCAGCAUUACUUACAUUCAAGAUUCUGCAUCCUAAGUAGUGAAGUGUAAUGCACUGUCAAUUACUGCUUAACAGGGUAACAAGACAGCUGACAGUACAUUAAUGGUUUAGCAGUUUUAUUUAUUUUCUUCCUAAGUGCAUACCUUAAUGUAAAAUAUUUAUUGAAUUUGAAUGCAUGUAUUGGUAAAAUCAUUUUAAAAGUGCUUAUGUACAAGGAACCCCAUAAGGUUUUUUAACCAUCUAAAUCUAUUUACUAUACAAACAUCUACGUACAGCUACGUACACAGAUAUUCAGCCAAUUACACUGAGCCAUGUGCAGCACUUUGGUCUAGUGUCAAUCAGUAUGGGUAGGAAAGAAUCCUCCGAAUACAUAAACAAUCUGGUACCCUACAAAGAAUGUACAAGAACCACAUGGCAAUUCUCUGAGAAAUUCUAGUAGAAUAUAAAUUUUGUCAUGAUUUUGUAAUUUGACCCGAUAUAAGAUAAUAAAGUAGGUUAACCAUUUUCCAGGUGUCAUGGUUUCGCUCCCUAUGAUUAGCUUUGUAGUGCUAAUAUAAUAUUGUUUGGUGGCCUGUCAUUGGGAUGUGUUCACUCCCAAUAAUUAGCAUCUUCGAUAUUUGGUUUGCAGAUGCAUUUAAUGUCAACUUGCAAGUAGGGAAAACUGAUUCUUGAAAGUUUUAAAGGUGGCAUGAAAUAAUGAAGUUUUUUUCCACAGUGAUCCUGUUUUGUCCGCUGUAGUAUAGCUCUCAUUAAAAUGAGGAAUUUAUUUUUGCAUUGUGACCAAAAUGAGUGGAGUUAUAAUUUUUAUUUUGAAUCCAGGCUGUUCUCAUUUCAGGGCAGUCACUAAACAGUAUGAUAGUAUACCAACAUGCACAGUCAAAAGCAGUUUUCCUCAUGUUUGCUCAUGUUAUAUGGUUUUGUCUUAGUUAAAAGCCACUUCUCUUGCCAUUACUCAUGUACUUGUCUUGCUUUGGUUUUUAAAAUGUUUUGAAUCUGGAAAAGUUGUCGGGACUUUUCGUAGCACUUACUGGAGACUGGGGGAGGUAUGAAGGAAUACAUGCAGUGAACUUAAACAUGCUCUUAGAUUGUGAUGCUGUCAGCAGCAUGCAUUUUGCUCCAAAAAUGUUAGCCUUUCCCAGUCAUGGAGGGACAGAGUUGAAAGGACACACAAACCUUUUUUUCAUGAUAAUGUUGUGUGCAUUCUGAUCUGAAAGCGAACAUGUUCAGAACAAAGGUCAAGGAUUGUUUCGGGGCUGCUUUGUCAAUGACUUUCCUGUGGACGGUGCGUCCGAGUGACUUGGGUUUGGGGAAAUGUACAUUUUACUGACCUACCACUAGGGGCAGCGUACUCAGUGGCAGCUCCCCAGUGAUCAGACCAAACCUAAACAGCUGAGUCUUCAACAUUUGAAACCUAUUAAAGUCUGAGUUAUACUUAA
Molecule: messenger RNA, 2952 nt
Organism: Scleropages formosus (Asian bonytongue)
Lineage: Eukaryota; Metazoa; Chordata; Actinopteri; Osteoglossiformes; Osteoglossidae
Gene: ube2l3b
Product: ubiquitin-conjugating enzyme E2L 3b
Exons: 4
Coding region: 31-495 (154 amino acids)
Source: RefSeq, a predicted model, not a curated record